GUAGAAAAAGAAGGUUGACGUGAAACGUACAAUAAAGGGAAGAGACAUGAGUGCCGAGAAGCAGCAAGAACAACAGCAGGUGACGACGACGCCUCUACUUGCGCAGCCAGAAAAGCCUGUGCUAUCAGAGGAAAAGAAAGCUUCGUUGUGUUCGCAAUGUGACGAGUACAAACAGUGGAUGACACAGUACUCGCCAACUGUGAGGUUUAUGUUUGAUCAGAUCAAGCAAGCCGGAGGCUAUGUAUCUCCUAACAAGAUCAACUGCCAGAUUUGCGAGGACCCUAAGCUUGGGGGAUUUCAUCCAGAUCUUGGUAUCCAACUCUGCGCCAACUAUAUACCUGAUAAAUGGGUGUUGAACGACACUCUUUCACACGAACUGAUCCACUGGUACGACAAUACUAGAUUCAAGGUGGACUGGAUGAAUUUGAAGCACCAUGCAUGUAGUGAGAUUCGUGCUGCCAGUUUAAGUGGAGAGUGUGCCAUUAUGACCGAGUUUUGGAAGAAUUCGGGGGUGAUGAGAAUCGCCAAGGGACAUCAAGCAUGCGUAAAGCGUAGGGCUGCUUUGAGCGUUGUUGGACAUCCCAAAUGCAAAGAUAUGGAGCAUGCCAAGGAGGUUGUGGACGAGGUGUUCAGAUCUUGUUUUAACGAUACCAGGCCUUUUGAGAUGAUCUAUAGGUGAGCAUUUUUUUCGUUAUUUCUUUCCUGCUUGUACAAAGGAUCUGUGACCAUUAAUAUGUGAAAGGAAUACAUAGAAGUGUGUAUUUAAAUCUAUUCUUAUUUCAAAGAAAAAACAUAUAUGUAUAUAUUAGAGCCACUGUUAGCUUACCUCAAGCAUCUACGCUCUUUUUCAGAACACCAAGUACAUUGUGCACAUCAAACUUGGGCCAAAAACGACUCCAAACCAAAAAAUACAAUUUCCC
Messenger RNA from Pichia membranifaciens NRRL Y-2026, 920 nucleotides. RefSeq lists its product as hypothetical. The transcript has a single exon. The record is from RefSeq and is a predicted model, not a curated record. The coding region runs from base 47 to 679 and encodes 210 amino acids. Gene Ontology annotation, molecular function: metalloendopeptidase activity. Lineage: Eukaryota; Fungi; Ascomycota; Pichiomycetes; Pichiales; Pichiaceae. Gene Ontology annotation, cellular component: extrinsic component of mitochondrial inner membrane. Gene Ontology annotation, biological process: mitochondrial protein processing; mitochondrial proton-transporting ATP synthase complex assembly.